AAAGGAUUUGGCGUCAUUAGGUUUAGAGAAGGUCUUUCUGGAGCUAUAAACCGACUACGGGAAUCAACCCGUCCACAUGCACUAGAAAUGGCAACAGGAAAUGUCUCAUCAGGAGCUUUGUUACAAGUUGACAUAGAACACACAAAUUCUUGUGACAAAUCCAUGGAGUUGAUUUUUGUUGAGGAUACACGUGAACAAAAUUAUGGACUUGAUUCUCCUAAGGACUUCUUCCAAAAUAUUAUGACCAAUGGAGUGAACUCGCUUUCUCUUUUUCUGAUCAAAGAAUUUGAAAAAACUCUUGUCUCUAUUUUGGGUAAACGGGAUGAUCUGAAGACAAGUUCUAAUGAUGAAAGGGGAGGCACUGAUGCACAGUGGCUUUGAAGGAAGAUGCUCAUGAGAAGGUAAAGGCACCAGAGCCAACGAUUGGUCUAACUAAUUCUUCUUGGGCCAACUACUAUGAUCACGAAGAUUCUACUUUAGAGAGAUUUUUUGGCGACCCUUUUGAUACAUACUCAGGGAAUGAAUUUCUUGGUCACAUCUCGGAGAAUGAGAAGAGAGUUCCUAUUUCGACGCUUGAGGACCUUUGUAAUUCCGAUGAAAAUCGGAAUAUUUGUGAAGAAGCUUUGUUUGUGACGAGAGAAAAUUGUUUGCCUACUGGGAAUUUAAACACUCAAACAAAAAUGUACAUGAAGAAGAAUCAACGAUCACAUUUUUUGAGGAAUGGAUCUCAAACACGUGUGGGACUUUGAAGACUUGUGAGGUCACUUGGGAUUAUAUAGAGAUAAAGGACUUUGGGUUGGGUAAUAUUUGUACUUUUGUCGCUUUAUUUUUUUAUUUUUAUUCUUUUCCCUUAUGUACUCUUUCUGGUUCUUUUUAAUAAAAUUUCUUUCUUUAAAAAAAAUGAUAGUUGGC
This is a messenger RNA of Cuscuta europaea, 912 nucleotides long. Lineage: Eukaryota; Viridiplantae; Streptophyta; Magnoliopsida; Solanales; Convolvulaceae. The record is from the annotation of a GenBank genome assembly.